AUGAAACGUUUGUGUUUUAUAGGGCGGAACGUGGCGUUAAGGCAAAGGGUCACUCAGUCCAGUACCUGGAGCGACGCCACAUAUCCUGAAACAAUGUCAAGGGCGAAUAAUGCUGUUGACGGGAACACCUCUGGUAACUUCUCUCAUAGCAGUUGCACUCACACACUGGUCAAUGACACCGCUCCGAAUUGGAACGUCACUUUCUCUACGCCCCAGCUUGUAAACCGUUACGUCCUCUACAACAGAGUC
Messenger RNA from Lymnaea stagnalis (great pond snail), 249 nucleotides. The record is from the annotation of a GenBank genome assembly. NCBI's taxonomy places the organism in Eukaryota, Metazoa, Mollusca, Gastropoda, Lymnaeidae.